Messenger RNA from Medicago truncatula (barrel medic), 3874 nucleotides. RefSeq names its product stemmadenine O-acetyltransferase. The coding region runs from base 74 to 1324 and encodes 416 amino acids. The transcript has 5 exons. The record is from RefSeq and is a predicted model, not a curated record. NCBI's taxonomy places the organism in Eukaryota, Viridiplantae, Streptophyta, Magnoliopsida, Fabales, Fabaceae.
AGACGAGACGAUAACACAACACAAUAAACAUUGAAGCUGUUCCAUAAACAUCAAUAAGAUAUACUAUUUAAGAAUGAAGUUAGAAGUUGAAAUAAUCUCCAAAGAAAUCAUCAAACCUUCUUCUCCAACUCCAUCCCAUCUUCGCCAUUACCAACUCUCCUUUCUCGACCAAAUCGCGCCUAUGGUUUAUAACCCUAUCGUCCUCUUCUACUCUCACAACGACGCACUCAACACAGCCACCAUAUCCAACACUCUCAAAAAAUCCCUAUCAAAAAUCUUAACUCAUUUCUACCCUCUUGCGGGAAGAAUGAACAACAAAAACUUCAUAGACUGCAAUGACGAAGGAAUCCCUUACAUAGAAACAAAAAUCACAAACUACAAUCUCAAAGACAUUAUUCAAAAUCCAAUCCCAAAUGAACUCAACCGUUUGAUUCCAUUUCAACUUGACGAUAUCACAAACAUCGCUUUCGGUAUUCAACUCAAUUUUUUUAGCUGUGGUGGAAUUGCAAUCGGUGCUUGUCUUUCACAUCAAAUAGCUGAUGGUUUAUCAUUUUUCAAUUUCCUCAAUAGUUGGGCAAAUAUUACUAGAAAAUUGAUUUUUCCAAAACCUAUUUUUGAUUCUUCUAAGCUUUUCCCGCCCAAAAAUAUUUCGGGAUUUGACCCUAGAAGUGGUAUCGCCAAAGAAAAUAUAGUUUGCAAAAUUUUUGUUUUUAAUGCUGACGUGGUUGAAAAUCUAAGAGCAAAAUAUAUUAAUUUUAAUCCUACACGCGUUGAGGCUUUAUCGGCUUUUAUUUGGAGUCGUUAUGUUGAUGUUAUUUAUAAUGAUGGUGUGCAAAGAAACUAUGGUGUGGUUCAUGCGGUGAAUUUGCGCCAAAAAAUGGAACCACCAUUACCUUUAGAAUCGUUUGGUAACUAUUUGCGAUUUACAAUAACGAUUCCGAAGAUGAAUAGUGGAGAAGAGUGUUACGGGUUAGCGAAGCAAGUGAGAGAUGAGAUAAAGAAGAUUGAUAAAGAAUAUGUGAAGAAGGUUCAAGAAGGUAAGGAGCAUUUGGAAUUUCUUAAGGAAAGUUUUGAUAGAGUGAUUGUGAAGGAGGAAUUGGUUGUGUUUAAUUUUACCAGUUUGUGUAGGUUUCCUUUGUAUGAUGCUGAUUUUGGUUGGGGGAAACCUAUUUGGGUUGGUUCAACUGCUUUGAAUUUUAAGAAUUUGGUUGUGUUUGUUGAUUGUAAGGAUGGGGGUGGUAUUGAGGCCUAUGUUAGCUUGAAGGUUGAGGAUAUGGUUAAGUUUGAAGCUGAUUUGGAGUUACUUGCAUGUGUGAAUAAAUGAAGAACUUGAAUAUUAUUUGCUUGUGUUAGCAAAAAAAUUAAGGAAUGAAAUCAGUGGAGUAUUGAGUAAUGAUUGUGUUAUAUUUUGAAAUUAUUUUCCCACAAGUAUCAUUCACCUCCGUCAUCAGAACCACCAAUGAGUAAAAUGAUCAGCUACCAUCGCAGACCUCGUCCGUCUUCGGAUUAUGAACCUGCACAAACGCGUUUCAAUUGGAUCUACACGAUGUUCUUCGGGCCGGAGAUAAGUGGAUUCUCAACAAUCCAUGUAAAAAAAUGAGGUAUGAAUAAGUUAUUAUUUAUUGUUGAUUUCCCAACCAUAAACAUUUGUUUGCUAUGCAGCCAUCUGGAUGCUUGUUUAAGUAGAUUAUAGAGAUAGACAGACAAUGACAUUAAGCUAAGCUGGUGGUACCCAUAGAAACUAAGAUUUUAAUGCAUGUUUCAGUAUGUAAAAAAUUGUGGAUUUUUAAGUGCACUAUUGGUAAACCAAUAUUAGAUAUCCGUUUAUCGCUAAGCACUGGUGAGUAAUGAGGCUUUAAUGAACAUGUUUUUAUAUGGAAACUCCUUUUGUUGAAGAUGUCAUUCAUUGGGUAGCCUAGUUUAACAUGUAGACCUGUACAUGAAUGCGUAUAUGAUAUUGUUCAAUCUAGUUUGGGUCUAAAAUGUUGCAGCAUUUCAUGGUUAGGUUCUUCAUGUCUAUACGUAUAAAUUCAUUCAUUUGUGUAUUGUGUGGUGGUUUUGGUUAGAUAGAUCAUUAUUAGAACAAACAUAAAAAAUGAUAAUAUUGAUAUCCGAUUUAGUGUGUUAAGAAAUGAAUUUAAACCUUGUUUUUAUAUGUUAUUCUUCACUCGUUGUUGGUUUGUAUAAAGAACAUAUGCUUUUUUUGGGUUUAUCGGAUGUUGUACAUUCAUUAUUUGAUGCAUUUCGUGUAUAGUUUAUGUGAUGAAUUUUGUUUGGAGUGUGAAUUUGAUUGCACUGGUUUUAGUUUAAGCGUGUCAUAUGAUAUCUUUCUGUUGUUGUUUUCCACAAGUAUUUGGGUAGGUAUCCUAAGUUUUAUAACAAAAUCAAGGACGAAUUAAACCCAGAAUGGUAUCUGGGUGAUGAAGAUAAACACUUCUUUUGUGAAACCCUUGGUGACUGUCGGGUGGGAUAAACUACAGACAUUUUACAACUUGACUGGGGAUCAAAUAGUCAUGUUCAGUUACAAUGACCAUUUAUAAAUUGAAGUUUAUCAGUACUUUUGUUCUUUAAAUCUAUGAAUUAAUGAUUAUUUUAUGAAACAAAAAAUUAUUUAUGGACUUUAAUUAUUUAAAAAAAAACAUUUUAUAAGAAAAACAUCAUUUCAUAAAAUUAUACUAACUUUUUUACAUUUUAUCAUAAAAAACAAUCAAUAUUUUCCUUUCUAACAAGACCCAGACCAAACAAAAAUAGAAGAAGGAAUUCGCUCAAAAAAAAUAAAUAGAAAAAGGAAUGAUGUGUUUGUUUAGGUUUAGGUCUAUGUGAAUUGCGAUUCCCUCCUCCCUCCCUCCCCUAUUCUAUUGUUACAGAAUGUCGAUGGAAUUGCAACCGGAGCUGAAAUUGGAUCCGAAAUGGAGACCUGUUGAAGAUGUUGAGUUGAAAGACUUGUCUAUAGAUGAUGAUGACAUUGAGCCUUUUGUGAUUAAGUGUGAUCGAUUUGAGUAUAAGAAUAAGGCUCAGAUUAAACUAGAUGAGGAGAUUGAAGCAGCCAUGGCGGAGUACGACAAGCGCCAUCGCAACCUAAGUCCCUUCGAUGCUAUCGCCCCUCCAGCAAUAGCAAGUUUAGCUGGCGGUAUCAGACCCAUUGACAUAACAAAAAACGCACACUUCUCACUCACCUCUCCAAACUUGCUUUCGACGACUAGAAUCAUAAGAAUAAGAAUCAGGUGGAAUGUAUUUCAUUACCCUUUUAAAGCAAAAGCAAUUGAUGCUACUACCAAUCCUGAGACAAAUUUUCCAGGCCCAAGUCUGGAACAAGAGGUUUGCACCUGAGGUCAAGUCGCGUGCCAUCAAAACCUAACUCACUCACUAUGGCCAAGAUGAAAAAGUUACGAAGAAAGUAAGAAAAAUGAUAAAUUUGCCAUAUUUUUAUGAAAAAGUUACGAAGAAAGCCAAGAAGAAAAAGUUACGAAGAAAGUAAGCAAACCAACUCGAUGCAAAAGGGUUGAAAAGUCAAGAAAAACCUCAUUACAACCUUAGCCAAAAGUUAAGUACUUGUAGCUAAAAGAAAAAAGACGAAAAGAUGAAGCAGAAGAAAUAAGUGGAAAUUACGGCUGCUAUGCUAGUAAUCGAUCAUUACAGAUGUAAUGAUACUUUUUGGAAAAACAUCGGUUACACUUUGGUGAAUUGGAUUGUUUCAUGCAAUCAAGCCAAAGGUGGCUAUUGAAUGCAUGAAUUAAGGUCUAUAAAAGCCUCACUCUCCAGCCUUUGUAGUUUAGCUUUGUAACUUCGCAUUUUCUUCAUUUUCUCUCAACUUUAGAGAACUUUUGUUCUUGCACUUUACUGAAUUAUAAUCUAAGUAAGCUUUUUUAUUUUA